UUUUACCAGCUUCGCCCAAUCCAGUGUUCAGAAAUUUCCUAUUGCAUAACUAAAUUGGCAACGGAGUCAUAGCACUACCAGGAAAUUGCUGGCAGCUCACGGCAAAACAAGAACAGCGUUUCGAAAAGCAGAUUCUCCAGCUAGCCAUCAAGGACGUGGCCAUGGGAAAGUCAGCUUCCAAACAGUUUGCAGAAGAGGUCUUAAAAGCUCACAAUGACUACAGAAAGAAGCAUGGUAUUCCCCCCCUAAAACUCUGCAAAAAGUUAAACAGGGAUGCGCAGCAGUAUUCAGAAGCACUUGCUAGCACGAGAAUCCUCAAGCAUAGUUCUGAAUCUAGUAAUGGAAAAUAUGGCGAAAAUUUAGCAUGGGCUUCUUAUGAUCAGUCAGGGAAAGAAGUAGCUGACAGAUGGUAUAGCGAAAUAAAAAAUUACAACUUUCAGAGUCCAGGAUUUUCCUCUAACACAGGACACUUCACAGCAAUGGUUUGGAAGAACACAAAAAAGAUGGGAGUUGGAAAGGCAGCAGCAAGCGACGGCUCCACAUUUGUAGUGGCCAGAUAUGAGCCGGCUGGCAAUAUUAUCAAUCCUGGUCACUAUGAGCAGAACGUUCUUCCCCCAAAGAAAUAAUUUUGUCAGGAGUUGGGAGGGGGGAAGGGAGAAAGGACUAUAUAAGCAGCUAAUGAAAAGCAAAGCUGCAGAUCGGGUGAGAACGGGCCAACCUUUAACAGGAAAUGAAGUUGAAUGGAAUCUCAUGCUUGAAGGUACCUGGAACUUAUGAGAGAAACAACAGCUUUGAUCACAUUUAACAAAGAGUUGGUCCUGAGCGGAACCAGUACCAAAGAGGUAUAAGCAAGCCCAAAACAUGGAAUGUGCAAAAAUAAGUGAAUAUGGUUUAUAGCACUUUGAAUUUGUGUAUGGUCCCCUUAAGACAUUUGUACGCUUUCAUUAAAAUGUGACAGGUUUAAGAGUAUUUAAUAGGUUCAUAUUUUCCAGUGUGUACAACUAGGAAGUAAAUUGUCUGGCUUUGGCUGUGAUGCCAAAAUUGCUUAGAAAUCUUAUUCAUCUCCACAGUUCUCACUUAGUCAAGGCACUUUUCAAGUAUUUCUUUAUGCCUGUUGCAUAGUUAGGCUAAGCAGGGUCGGUGCUUCGAAGGG
Gekko japonicus is the source of this 1153-nucleotide messenger RNA. RefSeq names its product GLI pathogenesis-related 2 (gene GLIPR2). Bases 162 to 626 code for a protein of 154 amino acids. The record is from RefSeq and is a predicted model, not a curated record. NCBI's taxonomy places the organism in Eukaryota, Metazoa, Chordata, Lepidosauria, Squamata, Gekkonidae. The transcript has 6 exons. Gene Ontology annotation, cellular component: extracellular region.